AUGUCGCCUUGGUUUGUCACGAUUUACGAUUCCCUUAGCCUUGGAAAUGUUUUUUUAUUUUUACUUUUGCUGUUCCUCCUGCAUUACUUGAUGGUGCUCUACGAGUUCAGAAACAUGCCACCCGGUCCACGCUUAACAACUCUCCCUGUGCUUGGAAACAUAUUUUCUCUUGACCAUAAGGCGAAACGAUUCCCCGACACCUUUAGAAGGUCAGUAUUCAAGUCGCAGUCAUCAUUACUUAUUGAUAUAUUGAUAUGGGGGUGGCCCUGUACGUUUUGGACAUGCAGAAAUGGGCAUAGAAAGUACAAGUCUACAGAAAACCACUUGCAAAAACACCAUCAUGUUGUUUUAAGGAAUAUGCAUAAAAGAGUGCGGCUAUUACAUAAUGUUAAAUUGCAACGUGUGCAGAAUGCUGCGGCUAGACUUUUACUGAACUUAGGUAAGUACCCGCAUAUUUCUCUCGCGCUUUAUCAACUUCACUGGUUACCAGUACAACAUCGUGUUCAUUUUAAGAUCUUGAUUUUAACAUUUAAAGCUAUUCAUGGAUUGGCGCCUAAGUAUAUAGACUGUAUAUCAUAGAACUAAUUAACAUUAAGCCUAGGUCUAUAUAUAAUCUUAGAUCAAAUCAAAGUUUAUUGCUAGACCCUCCUAAAGGGAAAAUGCUUGUCACGUUAGGUGACAGAUCUUUCUCUGCUGCUGCCCCAUAUUUAUGGAAUAGUUUGCCGGCUGAAUGUAAAUUAAAUGUAAGCUGAAAACUUAUUUAUUUCGUGCAGCUUUUACAACCGAACCUGUUUGACGUUCACUUUAUUAGUAUUACUAAUUAAUGUUAUGAUCAUUAUUAUAAAUAUUCUAUAUUAUUAUUAUUGAUAUACGUGGUUAAUAUUCAUGUACAUGUAAUUAGUUUUACAAAUUUGAAUUUUAUUGUAGUUUUUUUAAGUUGUUAAGCGCUGUUGAUCAGUGAAUGUAAAUAGCGCUCUAGAAAUUAUUAAAUUAUUAUUGUUACUAUUAUUAUUAUUAUUAUUAUUAUUAUUAUUAUUAUUAAUGUUAAUUUGGCGCUUAGAUAAUCCACACCAGCAAUUACAUCUUGAACACAGAGAGCAGUCAGAGAAAUCAUCUUUUUCUUCUAUCAUUUCACCUUGUAGCCUUAAAGAAAACUUCGGUGGCGUUUUCUCCCUGAAGCUCGGAAGUUACAACUUCGUUAUGGCUUCAACUACUGAUGCUGUCAAAGAAGUCCUCGUAAAGAAGUCGGCUGAUUACGCCGGAAGACCACAAAUGCAUGUUUUUUACACAUCCACCCUGGGUAUGUUACACGGGAGAUUUUGUAGCCUAAGAGCAAAAGCCGGAGAGGAGAAUGGAAAGCCUGUACGCAUGGCUUUUGAUUUUUUAAUGUCGGCCCUUUCGGUGUGUCAAGAUACUAUCCAAUAGGAGGGAGCAAAACUGAUCCUCGCCCCAUUCUUCUCGCCGGCUCGCCCUGGCGGCUCCGAGGCCAAACUUUUCCCUAAACUUGUACAAGUGAGCUUGCUCGCAGGCUAGAGAUUUUGUUGGGCAAUUUGUUUCUUUUGCAUCUUUUAGCUACUGAGAAAAUCUAUAUUUUCAGAUCGAAACAAAGCAAAUAAUAAUAAUAAUAAUAAUAAUAAUAAUGAUAAUAAUAGGAUGGUAUAGUUCUAUGGAGGUGUCCCUUUGCCAGUUAUCAGGAGACAAGUACGAAGAGGUGUUAAAGAGAAUGUAGAGAUCUAUCAUCUCGAGUAGUUUUAACAUUGCCCAGACUUUUAAAGUUGUUGGAACAUAGUACAAACCUCAUUUUAAUCAUGAAAGACAUGUAUUUACCUUAAUUUUAAUCUCAUGAACGGAGGUUAAUGAAAUCUACAGACUUGGACAUUUAGAAUUUACUAAUUGUAGAUUUUUCUUAAAUUUAUUGUUUUAACAGUUUAUUUAUUGAUACACAUAUCAUAAUUUUUAUUUUAUUUAUGUAUUUAUCUAUAUGUGUAAUAUAUAUUUUUUCUGAGGCUGUUCCUUAGUGCCCCAGGGUCACGCCCCUGGUGGUUGUUGCUAUGUGACACCCAUACAGGUAUACUAUCAUAACAAUAAUAACUAGGUAGUUACACUACGUUGACGAUACUCUUAACGCUGUACACAAAGAGAGAUUGACGAUUUUCGCCAACACCUCAACCGACAGAACGCGGACAUACUGAGUUUGCGUAGGAGAACAAGGGAAAAGGUAAAAUACCUUGUUUUCUAGACUGCUUGGUUAACCGUGAGAAAAACAACAACGACAACAACAACAACAGCAAUUAACAGAGAACCAGCACGUACCGACAGAUUACUAGACCAGUCAUCUCAUAGCCUUGGACCAGGCUCCGCAGAGCAGUGGGGGAAAAGGCGAAAAAAAAAGAGAAUCGGCAAGAGUGAAAAAGUGAAUUUGAACAAACAUAUAGAACAAAGACCACUGAAUCCUAGUCUGCGGUUACCGGCACCCUGCAAACGACUUAUUGAAAGGCUCAAGCAAAACUAACAACAAUAGAAUGACUGAAUAACCACUAACCGAUACUUUCACAAUCAAUAAACGGCCGUUUUACAGUCUUCAUUGCCAAUAACAUCACGGCUUAAAUGACAGACGACCAAUAACAUCGGAACGCAAUUGACCAAUCAGGUCAAUAACCAGAGAUUAAUACCAUCAACUGAUGUGAUCAGUACAACUCACUUUGACUCUAACUCACUAUGACUAUCGCACACUAAAUCAGGCUGUCGAAACGUCAACCACCGUUAACAACAGUCCUAUUCAGGACUAUAUACACUCAUCCGGACUAUGAAAAGACUCCUGGUUUCAAACCUUUCACUCCAAUCAGGCUAUCUCAUCAGUGUCGAGUACAGAUGUAGUCGUUUAUCGGAGCUCUAAACAAUGGAAAUUUUUAAACUAUCACCCUAAAUAACGGUUAGAGAAUUUGCUUGUAUCGUAGAGAGUUUAAUAAGAGGAAAAAGUGACAUCUCAUUGCGGGUAGAAAGCAAGAUACAGUGGAACCACGAUACAACGGACAUCUAUAUAAGGAAAGCCUUGGUACAACGAACGAUACUCUUUGCCCCAGUAAUAUUGAAGUAUAUGGAAAAGAACCGCGAUAUAACGAAACCUCUUUAUAGUGAAGAGUCCCUUGGCCCUUCGUUAAUUGCGGUUCUGCGGUAUGCAAAACAAGAUAGUGCUCGUCGCUGCCGUUUAUAUUAAUAGCACGCAUCUUUAUUAUUGCAGGUGGAAAAGAUAUAGUAUUUGGAAAUGGACCUGCCUGGAAAUUUUAUCGCAAACUCUUCACCACAGCGUUACGGCAGUACCUCUCCAACUUUCCUUUAAUAGAGAGUCGUGUGUCAACCCAGGCUGUGAAACUGGUGCAGUUCAUUGAACAACAAGAUGGAAAAGCUUUCGAUCCUGCAGAUUGUUUACAGCGAGCCGUUGCCGACGUUAUAUGUGGAAUUACGUUUAAAGAGGGCACCAACACAUCGCACCCCGAUAUGGAUAAGCUUCUUAAGCUGAAUGUAACGUUUGCCGCAAGUGCUGACGAUGUCCAGAUGGCCUCCUUCUUGUCCUUUUUUCCGUGGGCAUGUCACUUGCCUUUCAAUGCUGCUGACCGUAUCAUCAAGCUUUUCUUUAAAAUGCACGCCAUCAUCCGCAAGUCGCUCAGAGAGAGAAUGAAAACUUUUGACCCGACCGAGCCAGUAGAAGAUUUCAUGUCAGCAUUGCUUAAAACCCGACAUGACUUUGAGGUAGAAUGUGAGACUGAUGAAGAGAGAUCUGCUCUACUGUCCGAAGAUCAUUUCAUUGCCGCCAUCGAAGACAUGUUUUUUGGUGGUUACGAAACCACCAGUACCACAUUGAGAUUUGCCAUUGCUUUUCUGGCUAGUCAUCCAAAUUACCAAGAGGCCAUUCAGCACCAGUUAGAUGAGGUACUUGGUGAUCGAAGACCUUCCUUGGAUGACCGUCCCAAUCUGCCUCUCGUUCAGGCAACCAUCUUAGAAGCAUUGAGACUUGGAAACGUGCUGCCGAUGGCGCUUCCCCAUAUCGCCCUCGUCGAUACAAUUCUAUGUGGCUACCGUGUUCCCAAGGAUACCGUCAUUUUUGCUAACACAGAGUCCGUCCAUUUGAAUCCCAAAUGCUGGGAAGAUCCCACCGUCUUUAACCCAUAUCGCCAUAUUGAUGCAGACGGCAAGCUGAUCACCAACCAAGGUAAUUUCUAUCCAUUUGGAGCUGGACGUCGGGUUUGCGCUGGUGAACCUUUGGCUAAAGUUGAGCUGUUCCUGUUUUCUUCGUGGUUGCUGCAGAGCUUCACAUUUCUUCCAGCUGAUGGCCAUCCUCCAAAAUCAAAGGCAAGUAUAAUUCAGUUUCCUGAACAUUACAAGAUACGUGCGAUCAAACGCAAAUGAACUGCUUUGGCGAGUCUUCUUUAGUACAUGACUCGCUUGCAACCGGACCCUAACGAAAUGAUGACUCAACUUUUAUCGAUACCGGUAACCCUUGGACCACGGGGUUGUAAAACUGUGUCGUGGCAAGAGGUUGAUGAUAUGUUCCAAAAUUCCGCCGUCUUUAAGCAAAAAUUUAUCCUUGCUUAAGAAAAUCUGCAAACACUAGUUUUUCUUCCAUGAAAAUAAGAUUUGUUAUAGAAACAAACUUUUCAUCAAAAAUGUUUACUUCAGGAAAGCUGGAAAAGGCCUGAAAGACAACCCUUACUAGUUAUUAUCCCAAAAUAAAUAAUGAAGCGUUUUUUGUGUAAACUACAAGGAAAUCUUUAAAAACGUUAAGAGACAUUCAACAUUCUUUAUUUGUUUUACGCAUUGAGUUUGAUGUAUCUCCUCGAAUAAUCGCCCGGGCGCUUAUCUUAUUAUUACGCUAAAAGGUGGGUCGCUUGUUUGAUAAUAGGGAGCUUAGCAGCAAAAAAAGUCACCCAAACACCCAAACAGUGAAUUCGCGCUGUUUCAAACUUCAUCGCUCUUUUUCCAACCCCUUAGAUUUGUCAAAUGCUGGCGAUUUUUUUCAGGAGUUGAAUUCCAAAGUACUGUAUCUAAGUUCAAAAAACAAAAAGAAAAUCUGUGGUACGUUGUCUUGAGUUCACGUCCUCCAUAAAACGUGAAAUUAGGAAGUUUCAAGUCGUAGUCGUGCAGUGACGGCAAAAAAAUGUACAAAAAAGCGUGAUGCACGUGCAAAGUUGUUGUUUUACCAGUCUCAAGCUGUUGCUUUUUUGCCGUUUUCGUUGACGUCGCCGUCGUCGUUGCCUAAGCUCCGUAUUAUGGUCUAGGGGUGGGUGCUUAUUCGAGAGAGUAGAGGUUAGGGGCUUAUUCGAGGAAAUACGGCAUCUAAUUUGACGCAGGUGAUGUUCGGCCUUUUUUUUCCUACUGUUUCAUCUGUCUGAAAUAUCUCAAGCUUUUAUCAUACAAUUAUCAUAUUUUAGAUCCUUUCUCACAAAGUAACUAUGAGCAUUAUUCUAACCCCAUAACUGAAGUAAAAUGGAGGCAUUUUUUAAUUAUUAAAAUAACCUUCCAAGGUGU
Messenger RNA from Porites lobata, 5526 nucleotides. Lineage: Eukaryota; Metazoa; Cnidaria; Anthozoa; Scleractinia; Poritidae. The record is from the annotation of a GenBank genome assembly.